AUGAUCAACAAUUUUGUGAAACCUCAUGUGGUGGCAGUGCCGUUUCCUGCACUCGGUCACACCAUCCCUUUACUCGACUUUGCUAUCUCGCUUGCCUCGUCUGGUCUCGCCAUCACUUGUGUCACAACUGCUGCUAAUGCCCUCCGUCUGAAACUCCAAAUGGCCCACGCUUUUUCCUCCGGGUUAGAUAUUCGCCUCCUAGUCCUUCCCACGCCAUUAGUGGAAGGGCUACCCGAGGGAGUUGAAAGCUUCGACCAAGUUCUUCCCGAGCAUUGUGGUCUAAUUUAUGAUCUGGUUGUCAAGCUUGAACAACCUUUUAAUCAUUGGCUUGAAGCUCAAGUUGAAGGAAUGAAUCAUCCAGUUUGUAUUAUGCAUGAUGUACUUCUAGGAUGGACUAUGGAGGUACCCCAAAAGCACAAUAUCACUAGGGUGGUGUUCAAUACAUAUGGCGCAUUCGCUCUUACUCUGCUGCGUUCUGCAUGGCUUUCCGCCUCGCAUAACGCAUUGGAGAAAGAAGGCGACAGUAUUCUGCUGAGCUUGGAUCUCCCCACUCCUCUCAGAUUACAUAAGCACGAAAUAGACACCAUGUUGUUCGACCCCUUGAUGCUAGAGGUAAUAGGACGGUUACAGUCGCUCAAUCAAGGAGGGGGAAUGCUCAUCAAUACUUAUGAACAGCUGGAGCCUGAAUAUCUCCAACACUUGAGAAAUCUGACAGGGAAGAAGGUAUGGUCCAUAGGCCCAGUUCUUCCAUCGACUUGCUUUGGAGGUGCAGCGAAAGACAGCAACCGAGGUAAAAUGGUAGACAUUAGCGAGGUUAAGCUGUUCCAAUGGCUGGAUUCUCAAAGCUCAUGUUCAGUUGUUUAUAUUUCUUUUGGAAGUCAGAUAUUCUUAACAGAAGAACAAAGCAAGGCCUUGGCUAGUGGUCUAGAAGCCAGUGGGCAACCCUUCAUUUGGGCUAUCAAAGUGUCCCCAAAGUUCGAACCCAGGACAUCUGACACAGCAGAUCUUCUCGAUCGUACAUAUCUUCCGGAGGGUUUCCAAGAGAGAACAAGGAAUAGAGGGUUGGUCAUAUGGGGUUGGGCACCACAACUUCUUAUUCUCUCACAUCCAUCUGUGGGAGCCUUCGUGAGCCACUGUGGAUGGAAUUCUAUGCUUGAAAGCGUGGCUCUAGGAGUCCCAUUAAUCACUUGGCCCAUCUAUGCAGAUCAACACUUCAAUUCUAAACUAGCAAUUAAGUUGGGAAUCGGAAUCCAAAUUUGCCAGCAUAGAGAUGGAAUUCCAGACAAGGAACGAGUGAAGGAUGGUGUAACACUUGUUUUGAGUAAAGAGGAGGGGAAAGAGAUGAAAAGAGGAGCAGAAAAGUUGAAGAAAAUGGCAAGAGAGGCAGUUGAAUUUGGAGGAUCCUCGAAUGUAAACUUACAAGAUUUUGCCCGCGAGAUGUACCAAUUGCACAUGACAAAAACUGCUGCUGUACGUGGAGAAUCUUCAAAGCUUACAUAUUGUUGGAUUAAUGCUUCUGAGGCGCCACUUUGA
This is a messenger RNA of Cryptomeria japonica (Japanese cedar), 1533 nucleotides long. RefSeq names its product scopoletin glucosyltransferase-like. The transcript has a single exon. Lineage: Eukaryota; Viridiplantae; Streptophyta; Pinopsida; Cupressales; Cupressaceae. Gene Ontology annotation, molecular function: UDP-glycosyltransferase activity. Bases 1 to 1533 code for a protein of 510 amino acids. The record is from RefSeq and is a predicted model, not a curated record.